AAAACCAAUAAAAUAAUACUCUUACAGAGAGAGAAGGAGAGAUGGGUAUUCCUCUUCCUUUAUUAGCUUUUUUAUGUUGCACGCAUCCAUGGCAGAACAGAGAAGAAGAGUACAGACCUACUACUCCUAUACUAUCACUACAACGACGACGACGACAAAAUAGAGAAAGCAAGAAGUUGAUGAGGCUGGUUCUGCCUCUGGGCUGAGUGAAGAGAGAGAAACCAAAAAGAAAAAAAAAGAGAGAGAAGAAGAAGAAGAAGAAAGUCUGGAGAAAAAUCAAGAAGAAAUGGGUUUGCAUACAAGGAGAAGAGAUAGAGGAAGAUGAUGAUUAUAAUAGACUAGCUAGUUUUAUGUAAUGGGGGUUUGAAAAUUUGUGUUUUUUGAGUGAUAAUAGCUCAUAAAGUUGGAGUUUUUAUUUUUUUUGGGUGGUGGUGGAGCAAGAUCUGGUUUUGGUAUAAAAUUUGUUUGUUUUUAUAUUGUUUAGAUUUUUUGUUUUUGUGUAGAUGAGAGGUAUACCCUUUAAUAAUCUGGAGGGGUCUAAUAAGUUUGGAGUAAUUUCAUCAACAACAGCAGCAGCAGAAGCAGCUGAGAUUUCAUCACUGACUCAGUUCUACUGGAAAACCCAAGAAGAGGAAAUUAUCAGAGCUGGGAAUAGUUGUUUUUUUGGUACUGAGGUUGAGCCAACAUCUGUUCUGGAUACAAGGAGGAGUCCAGGUUCUUCAACAUCAACGCUGUCUGCUUCAUCCUUUGGUGGUGGUGGAGGUGGAGGAGGAGGAAUAGUACUAGUAGGAGGAGGAUUUGGAGGAGGUUCUACCGACAGAGCCAGCGUGGCGGCUGUUUCAGAUAACAACCCUCUACAAAAAUGGCCGACUACCACCACCAUUACAAACCAGGAGGAAAACUCAACACCAGCGGCCACACCUGAUGUAUCUGCAAGCUCCGGAAGCAGCUCCGGUGGUGGUGGUGGGAGUAGGAAAGAUGAAUGGGGUUCUGAACUUCAACCCAUUUCAUCAAAUCAUCAAGAGAUCGUUAGUAGCGGUGGUAGUGGUGGUGGAAUCAAUACUAUUAUCAGUGGAGGUGAAAAAUACGGAGGACUUGCAGUGGAUGAUUGGGAUAAUAUGUUAGAAACAGAUGCUUCUCCUUCGUUACUAAGAUGGAUCAUUGAUGAUGCUGAAGACCCUACUUCUUCAGCUGCUUUAUUACAAGGAGGAGGAGUUGCAGGAGUAAGUCAUCUUCAUGAUGCUUCUUCUGAUCAUCAUCAUGUAGGUACUUACAAUGCAGGUUUUGGAAUGGUCGAUCCAACAGCAGCAGCAGCUGCAGCUUUUGGGUUUGAAUCCAUUGGAGGUGGUAUUGGUGGUUAUAUAAACUUAUUAGGUGGUGGUGGUGGUGGUGGAGGUGGUGUUCCUGGUUCUGGGUUUUCUUCAGGAAGGAUGAAUUUUAAUAAUUCAAUCCAACAGCAACAGCAGCAGAAUCCUUCAGCUAAUUUCAAUACCACCAAAAUGGCAUCAUCACCUUGCUUUAACAACACUGGUAAUACCACUAAUCCUUUUACCGUUGCACCUAAUCAUAAUCUUCUGCCACCACCUGGGGCGUUUUAUCAUAAUAAUAAUAAUCAGCAGUUUGAGGAUGAAAAACCACAAUUAUACAAUCCACAAAUUAUGAUGAUGAACCAGAAUCAACAACACCUUAAGAAUAGUUCCACACCACCAUUCUUUGUUCCAUUGCCCUCUUAUCAGCAAGAUCAAAGUGGUUGUUUUCCUCCACCGAAACGCCACCAAGGAAUGGGAGGAAACCCAAGUAAUUGUCACCCAAUGCAGAAGAAUUCGUCGUUCAUGGAUUCAGGUCAAGAACAUUUGUUCCGUAAACAACAGCAUCAGCAACAACAAAAUGGGUUUCCUCAUCAGCUUCAUUUACUUCCCAAUCAUCUACAGCAAAGGCCACCUCCAGUAAUGCUGACAAAGCCGAAACUGGAUGAACACCAAAACCAACAACAGAACCGGCAGCAGCAGCAACAACAGCAGCAGCAGGCGUUGGUAGACCAACUCUUUAAGGCAGCUGAGUUGGUCGAAUCUGGAAACUCUGUACUCGCGCAAGGGAUAUUGGCGCGGCUCAAUCACCAGCUCUCCCACCCAAUUGGAAAGCCUCUCUACAGAGCAGCUUUCUAUUUCAAGGAGGCUCUCCUGCAACUGCUUAGUACACCUAAUUCUCCUCCACUCAAGAAUUUCUCACCUAUUGAUGUGGUUAUGAAGAUAGGUGCUUACAAGUCAUUCUCAGAGAUUUCUCCACUUUUGCAGUUCUCUAAUUUCACUCUCAACCAAGCUCUCCUUGAAUCCCUUGAUGGAUUUGAUCACAUUCACAUUAUCGAUUUUGAUAUUGGUAUCGGUGGACAGUGGGCUUCCUUUAUGCAGGAAAUUGCAAUGAAAAACGGUGGUGCACCUUCUCUCAAAAUCUCAGCUUUUGCUUCCUUUUCAUCAAAUGAUCAUCACAAACUUGAACUUGCUCUUACUAAAGAACACUUGACCCAUUUUGCUAAUGAUUUGGGUAUCUCGUUUGAGAUUGACAUUGUGGAUUUAGAUACCCUAGACCCAUCUUCUUGGUCUCUUCCAAUCCAUGUAUCAGAAAAAGAAACUGUAGCUGUGAAUCUACCAGUUGGGUCUUCAUGCAUUAACCCAUCUUCCAUUCCUGCACUACUUCGCCUCGUCAAGCAGCUUUCACCCAAAAUUGUUGUCUCUGUUGAUAGAGGAUGUGAUAGAAGUGAUUUACCAUUUUCUCAACAUUGUCUGCAAGCUCUUCAGGCUUAUUCGAUCUUGUUGGAUUCACUUGAUGCCACAAAUUCGAAUUCCGAAACUAUUAACAAGAUUGAGAGGUUCUUGGUUCAGCCAAGAAUUGAAAGCACAGUCUUCCAACGCCACCUUUGUCAUGAAAAAUUGCCACCAUGGAGGACUCUUUUUGCUUCAGCUGGAUUUUCUCCUGUAACUUUCAGUAAUUUCACGGAGACCCAAGCUGAGUGUUUAUUGAAAAGGCUACAAGGAAGAGGGUUUCAUGUAGAGAAACGACAGGCUUCACUUGUGCUUUGUUGGCAGAGGAGGGAGCUGGUAUUGGCAUCAGCUUGGAGAUGUUAAGAAGAACUUCUUUUUUGCAGCAGGAGGAGGAAUUCACAAGCAACACUUUCAUAAGGUGCCACAUAAUUUAUCGCUUUCGUACUCUUUAAUCUCAGCCGAAAGUUAUGUUGCUGACUACUAUUUCAUUUUCCCACUAGUUUGUGAAUUUCCUUGCCUAUGAUUCUCCUUUUUGCAGCUGUUUAUGUGGGUUUAUGGAGAAUCAUUAAAUUUCCUUAGUUAAAAAAAACAGUUUCAGAAACUGGGAGGGUUUAGUACACAGUCUUCCUUUCUGUUUUCUCUACUUAUCUUGAACAUGGGUAUUUACUGUUAUUACGUCUUGAUGUUGUACUUGAUUGUAGUUAAGGUGGUGAUGGUGGUGGUUUGUUGUAUACUUGACAACGAUUAACAGAAAAACGGGAAUGCAAAAGAAGGAUUUAACCCCCCUCAUUAACAUUU
This is a messenger RNA of Papaver somniferum (opium poppy), 3557 nucleotides long. RefSeq names its product SCARECROW-LIKE protein 7-like. Gene Ontology annotation, molecular function: sequence-specific DNA binding; DNA-binding transcription factor activity. The record is from RefSeq and is a predicted model, not a curated record. The transcript has a single exon. NCBI's taxonomy places the organism in Eukaryota, Viridiplantae, Streptophyta, Magnoliopsida, Ranunculales, Papaveraceae. Bases 504 to 3122 code for a protein of 872 amino acids. Gene Ontology annotation, biological process: regulation of DNA-templated transcription. Gene Ontology annotation, cellular component: nucleus.